Molecule: messenger RNA, 9544 nt
Organism: Myripristis murdjan (pinecone soldierfish)
Lineage: Eukaryota; Metazoa; Chordata; Actinopteri; Holocentriformes; Holocentridae
Product: zinc finger protein 1035
Exons: 4
Coding region: 758-8764 (2668 amino acids)
Source: RefSeq, a predicted model, not a curated record
UGGAAAAUACGCAAAGACAAGUAUUAGGGACGUGGAUCUGCGUGUCACGCCACUAUCCGAGGUUUACCAAGACCUUACGCUGUUUGGUCUAAAUUAAAUAAGCCCCUGACAGAGAGAGGGAGUUAGAGAGGGAGAGGGGGAGAAAGGAGUAUUGGUCUGAAUGUGAGACCCUUGCACCGUGUCCCAGACAAAAGGAGGCAGUCCGGUUUGCCUAACGGUAUCGCAGUGAAGACGGAAGUAGUCGGAAGUGAGAACUAUCGCCUCGGCUGUAUACUGCUCUCACAGCCCGGCUGAGAAACAAAUUGCGUGGCUUUGUGAUAAGCCACAGGAGUAACUACAGCACCGGCCAUGUCGCCUUCGACCCACAGGGGAUGCCCGUAUUUACCGUGAACCACGCUAGGACAGCACAGCGCCAUCCCGUCAGGGGUCUGGUUGGACUCGUCGGUGAGAAGCCAUACUUGUCAAGGCUAGCUAGACGUGUGCUAGCUGUGCUGUGCUAGUUAGCUUAUUGAAAAACGUCCAGCAUCGUCAGCGUUGGAGUAUCUAAUAUGAUAGCGGAGACAUAAACCACAACACCGCAGCGGAUCUGUGCGUCCUAGGCCCACAAAACCACAGUGAAGAUUUGGAUGACGGUGGACAUUUUCUACACCAGGUUCCCAUUCAGAUGCAAGACGUAUCAGCUUGGACCUGGCCCAUGUAGGACCAAGUGGAGGACUGGGUGAAGGGACAUAGCCCGCAGCUUUCAGUCUUGCAGAGAAUGGCUCAUGGGUGGGAUUCAUAUUUUCAUAACAUUCAGCCAUUGUCAUCAGACCCAAGGUCUUUGAGAGGGUCUUCAGAAUCACAGGGAACUCUGUCCCAGCAUACAGAGAACUUCACCGGACAUCAUGACUUCUCUAACAUCGUUGCUUCCCAAGAGGCCCCAUCAUCAAACUUAAGCUUCAACACAAACUUUUAUUCAAACCCCGGUAUUAGUAGAACAGACUGUGUUUAUCAGAAAUACUAUGGUGAAAUGCCAUGGCAACCUGAUGGACAACAAGUAGCCCAAGACUGCUUGCCAAGCUAUGGAAGUAGCAACAUCCCAGAUUUAGCCACAGAUGGAUUAUCUACAUCAGGACAUUUUCCCUCAUCUUUUGCAGCAAAUCUGCAAGAACUUAAGCAAGAGUGUGGAAUACUAACUUCAUCCUUUCUUCAGGACUACUCGGAUGUAAGUAGUUGCUCAGAGGCAGAUGUCAAUGAAACAAGGCCCUCUUGUAAAUUCAUGACAAGUAAUUCAGAUUCAAAACCUUUGACUCCUACUGGUAAUAUGGCAUAUCCCAUGGCAAGUCUGUGUGCUAAUAUGUCGGAAACUACUUUAGUUUUGGCUAAUUUAUCAAAGAGUGAGACAGGAGAUCACUGUGCACAGGACAAGAUGGAAAAUGUAGAGAAAGUUGUGAAAACUUGCAUACAAAAUGAUAAUAUUUCAGGUACUAAUAUGAUAGCUACAACUACUGACAGUACUGAGGAUAAUAUUAAACCUAUUGUUUGUCAUGAGGAGCAGCAGCAACAACAGGGGGUAGAUAUGGAGGAGGAGCAGCCUUUCACACAAGAGACACAAUCAGACACCCCCAUAGGUGCUCUUGGAAACUUGACAGAGGAUGUAGCACAGGAGGAACCAGAUGGCCCUGAGGAAAAGCAGUUAUGUCCUAAACAAGAGACGACUGUAGUUGUUUCAUAUAGCAUGGCUUCCUGUGGCAGUACUGGAGAAGAUGACUUAAAUAGUCAAGUCAAGGAAAAGGAAAGGAGAGAAUCAAUAGAAAAUCACAACAAAAGCAUGGUUUGUGAUGAGCAGAAAAAUUCAAGUCUAAGCCCAGUGGAUGAUCAAAAUAAUGUGAGGAAAGAUAACCAAGAUGAUCAGGUCAAAGAAAUACAACAAUCUACGCAUGAAUCUGCAGGUUCAGAGGAUAUCAAGGUGUUAGAUUCUCAAGAUGCAACUCAUGAACCGAAGGAAUACACAUGUACCACGGCUGCAGCCAGCUCCGCAGCCAAAGAAAAUGACGGUCAUAGUUUGGAAAGCAAUGAUCAAGAUAGUCUGCCUUUGAAAAGUAGGCCUGAGUGCAUUAUCAGUAGUGGUUCUGUUGAGGAAAGUAACUGUGAAUCUGUUUGCACUGGUGAAGAUAAAGAGCAAAGUGUUUCUAGUCAAGUAAUAUCCUGUGUACAGCCAAACAACUCAAGCGUCCACCUAAAUCCCUGCCUAGAAAAGGAAUGGACAAGUCCAGCAGUGGAUACAAAUUCAUCCCCUUGUCCAGAUGAGGAACAGCUGGUGCAACAAAGUCAUAUGGCCAUAGAACCAUCAGGGCUUAGUGAAGAUGGUGCUGAAAAUUUAGGAAUAUCAUCUCAGGAGUUAAAUACAUCUGAAGAAGUGCUUGGUAUGUUGUAUGGUGAACCUCUGUCAAGAGAAGAUUCUCCCUGUGAAGCUGAUGAAACAAAUUCAAAAACUAAUCAGGUUGAAGGAACAUCUGUAGCCGGAAAUGAAAGUGAAACCAUUAAGCAUUUGGAGGUACAAUCACCUCAGCUGAAAUGCUCUUUACAAAUGAGAAAACGUCUGCAGCCAGUUGUCAUUUUGAAGACUUUAGAGCCAGGAAGUGCAACAAACAAGGCAUAUCACUGUGCCCAUUGCCAACACACAACUGAAACUGUAGAUAAUCUCAUUGAACACCAUCAUUGUAGCCACUCCUUGCACAAAUUCCGAUUUUGCCCAACCUGUAAUGUCUACUUGAUGAGUAAUGAACAAGUAGAAAAACAUUUCUGUGGUGUAACUGAUGAGGCCUCUCAGCUGUCAUUGGAUUCAACCUUAAAAAAGAAAAAACACAGACAUUGCCCUUACAAGUGUAACAAGUGCAUGGUGACAUUCUCCAAAUUAAUUCAUUAUAUCAAGCAUAUGCGGACUCACACAGGCAAAACACCAUUUAAAUGUGAUGGAUGUGGCUUGUAUUUUGCACAGAGUAGCAGCCUGCACAGACACCAGCGUGUUAUCGGUCGAUGCCAGGGCAGGAGAGUUACUGAUUCUGCUACAAACUCUGAUGCCGCUAUCAGUAAAACUGAAACAGAAAAGCCGAAGGGCUUGGUACCAAACAGCCCAUACACCAGCCUACCUGAAUGUUACGUGAAGCUUGUAGAUGUCUGUAGGACCAAUACAUGUCAUUUAUGUCAUAAAAGAUUCUUAACUCCAGAGAAACUCAAAAAGCACAAAUACAAUGUACACAAGGGGAAGAAUGGGGCAGUUGUGCUUAAUCAGUGCAUCAAAAGUGCCAGCCAAUCUCUGCAAAAUGGAAGCAAAGAAGCAAGAGGAAAACACAUUUGCCCUUUUUGUCCACGGGUUUUCAAGUACUCCUACAACAGGGCACGACAUCUGCGAGACUGUGUUAGAGAUUUAACAUUUGGUGGCAAGGGAAAACUUGGCAAAAGAUAUCAAUGUCCCAUGUGUCGUGCUACCUUCUCUCUUUCAUCCAACAGACGUAGACAUAUUAAAAACACGUGCCUGAAAGAAUAUCUCAGUCGGCUUGCAAAGAAAAAGACUGAGUGUAAGGACAAUGAUGAAAAGGAAAAACAAAUACCUCCAGCUUCAACAGCACCUCAGAAAGUGCCACGCUACAAAUGCAAUCUAUGUCCAGCAGUUUUUUGCCAUGCAUCUGGUAAAUACAGACAUAUGAAGAAACAUGAGGUGUUUAAACUCACUGGUAAAUUGUUCAAAUACAAGAAUUCAAGUUUUUUCCCCAUUUCUAAGCAAACAAAUGUCAGUAGUGAAAAGACUGAAGAGUGUAAGGAUACAUCAAAUUCAGACAAACCCAGUAGCAGCCUUUCCCUCACCUGUCGCUUUUGUGGAAGAUGUUUCAGCAGCUCAUGGUCUCUGAAGAAGCAUGAACGCAAUCACAGAGGUGAAAGACCUUACCGCUGUUUGGAAUGUGGCAAAGGGUUUAAGAAACAUUCCUACCUGAGUGCUCAUAAAAUGGUUCACCAGCGAAGGAUACAAUGUACUGUUUGCAGAAAGAUUCUUCCAACUAUUGGGGAACUGAUUCAGCACAGAAAAUCACAUCUUAAAAAGGGGAUGCUGCAAUGCCCAGACUGUCCAAUGCAGUUCCGGUUCCCUGUGUAUCUACUGAGACACAUAGCAACCCACAAACAUGUGGAAAAGAAAGAAUUGACGAUGGAAGAGAGCCCAACACUAAAACCAGAAGAGGCCUCAAAAUCAGCAGACAAGGAGGAAAAUCAGCAAGAGGAAAACCAGCUACAGUGCUCCUUAUGCAAAAUGACUUUUCAGGAUCCCCAGACACUACGAAAGCACUGUCUGAAACAUAUAUCCGGGGCCUCCUCACGACAGUGUCCAUUCUGCAAACGUAAUUUCAGUUGUCGUCGCUAUUUACUUCGUCACAUGCAUAAACACACUGGAGGCAAACCUUUUCCAUGCAGUAACUGUGGGAAACAAUUUUACCGUGAGGUUUACCUUAAACUUCAUCAAGAAAAGUGUUUAGCUACCAAACCCAGACAUGUAGUCAUUACUCAAACAGAUAAAUGUAACAAAUCAACUCAGUGUCCCUACUGCCCACGUUUAUUUUCCAGGAGAAACCGCUUGAAACAACACAUUAAUGGCCACAAGUCAAAUACACUGGUUGUCUGCUCAAAAUGUGGGCAGUUCUAUGGAUAUACAAAGUUAACACAACAUGCGAGGGACUGCAAAGGAACGUUAGAGCUCAACAUCGGUUUACCAUCUCCUAAUGGUCGUUGUGGUAAAAAUAAUCAAAAGGGUCAUGAAAUCCCUCUGCAGAACAGUGCUACUAAAACCAAGAUGCUCCAACACAGCUGCUCUCACUGUCCUCAGAAGUUCAAAUACAGGUCACUUCUCUUGAGACAUCUUGUUUCCCAUACUGGUGUGCAACCUUAUGCAUGUAUGCAUUGUGGCCGUAGGUAUAGCAGCCAGUCGAUGUGUUUGCAACAUGAAGCUUUCUGUGAUGGUGUUUACAGAGAAGUUCAAUCAAAGGUCAAGAGUGAUGUUACAACAAAAUUGUUGGAUGCAUCCUGCAUCAAAUUAGGAGAGAAGCGUCAAGCAGAAGGUGAAGGUGAAUACAAGUGCAAAUUCUGUACAAAGACUUUUAUGAAAUCUCGAAACCUGAGACGCCACAUUUUGACACAUACUGAAGUCAAGCCUUAUCGCUGUAAAGCCUGUGACAGUUGCUUUUCCAGGUACGAUCAUCUGAAAGUACAUCAGACUCGCUGUAAAGGGAAAAGACAUCGAUUGGAAGUCUGUAUACCCAAAAUCAGUUUAGAUGAUGUGGGGAAGGGUUGGCAAAAUAAGUUGGAUAAACUUGCUAUUGAAAAGCAGCAGAUAUUUCAGUGCAACAUCUGUUCAGCAAGCUUCGCGUCUCAGUCUCAAUUGUCCCGACACUUCACUAUGUUCCAUGCUGCAAAGUCAUUUAGCUGCAGUGGCUGUGAUGCAUCAUUUGCCCACGAAAAGUCUCUGAAAAGCCAUAAACAGCUCUGUAAGUGCAGUAGUGUCUCCACUGAAACAAAUGGUUCUCUUCCAGUUAGAACUAAUCCCCAAACAGAAAAUGUGACAAAGCAACUUCAUGGAGUGAGGAGUAAAAUUCUGCAGAGGAUCCAGCCUUAUUUUAACAAAAAGCAUAAAUAUGCCUGCAAUUACUGCCCUCGAUUUUUUGGAAACAGCUGGCAACUGAGAGUGCACACCCGCCUGCACACAGGUGAGAAGCCAUAUGUCUGUGACAAUUGUGGUGAAAGAUUUAUACGGAAGGAUUAUCUGCAACGUCAUUCGGUAAAGUGCAGCCAUAGAGAUGAGCAAAUGGACCCAGUGCUUUGUGAUCGAUGUGGAGGGUUUUUCUCUAGAGCCAGUCUUGAAAGCCACAGAAAAAGCUGCAUUUCCACACCAAGCCUAUCUGUCGUCAGUCAACAGUCCAAGCCUAAGCCAAGUCCACCCAAGGGAUUUUCAUGUGCAUACUGCAGUUCCCGUUUCUUGAUAUUUUCACAGCUCCAAGAACAUUUUUUAAAUGCACACAAGCAAGACACAGGUUUGAAGCCACCAGCAUCCACUGCUCCUCUACAGCAGCACCUGUCAAAUAUAGUGACCAUCAAGGAAGAGCCAUUCGACAGGGGAGAGGGUGAUAAACAGCUGAGUGGUGAUGGCAACCUAUUGUUCGAACAAGAUGAGGCUUUUGAUGAGAUGGACAAACCUUUUUCCUGCCCAAACUGCAACAUGUGCUUUAAAAAUAAAUCUGGGCUGACUGGCCAUUUGCGUGUGCAUACAAAAGAGCAUCCUUUUACCUGUAAAAGAUGCAAGAGAGGCUUCUGGAAUAAAAAUCUACUUCGUAAUCACUACAGGAGAUGUAGAAGACUUGUAAGUGUUGCUAAGAUUAAUUCUAACCUGGAUUCAGUCAUCUCAGAAAUGGAUGUAGUGCUUAAUGACUCUGAUGUAGUGUUCAAACAAGAUUCCCAAACAACUGCCACGGGGGGUUUACUGAGCAUCUCCAGUAAAGACAUACCAAAGCAGAAUUCAAGAGGAAACCAGGAGCAGAGCAACUUAUCUAGAGAAAAGAAAACUGUGCAGUACCAAUGUUCAGAAUGUGACAAGAGCUUCACAGAUGGUUUAAUGCUCAUUAGUCACCUAGAAGACCAUGGAAGAAUGGAACAAGAGAAAAAACGUAAUACAUGCUCCAAGUGUGGGCGGGUAUGUGCCAGUCAAGGAAAUCUUGAAAAACACAUGAGAAUGCAUGGCAUUCAAAAGACACAUUAUUGCCCUGACUGCUUUAAGCUAUUCCCCUCCUUAGCUGAGCUUGAAAUCCACAGAGCAAGUCAUGACCCGAGUAAACAAUUUGCUUGCAAAAUAUGUAAACAGAGGUUUUGGACAAGGAUAUCUUUGUGUAGUCAUUACAGUGAAAGCCAUCCAAAUGAUGCAUACACUUGCCGCUUCUGUAAUAAGAGCUAUUCAGUGAGAAAAUCGCUUGUUAGACACUAUCGGAUGAGGCAUAAAAAAAGUCGGAUACAUGUCAGUAUUGAUGGCUCUCUGAAGCAAAAAGGGAGCACUGAACAACAAUCCAGCAGCCAAGUCAGUGUCACUAGUGAAAGUGAUGACAGCAAAGAUGAAAAUAAUCAUACUGAGGACAGUGACUCAGACACAGCACCCUACUUCCCCUGCCAUGUCUGUGGCAAGACAUUCCUUACAUCAGAAAGCCUUGAGGAUCACCAACGAUGUCACCUUGGUGAAAAGCCACAUGAAUGUGCAGAGUGUGGUAAAUGUUUUUUCCAGGCAUCCCAACUGCAACAGCAUCAGCGAAUGCAUAAAUCGGAAUUUCAGUGUCAGACAUGUGGCAGGGGCUUUGUUUCUCUCUUUGCAUUGCGCAAACACAAGCAUACGCAUGGUAAGAGCCGUCCAUAUCGCUGCUCCAAAUGCCUCCUCAGUUUCACAGGACCCUCACAGCUGGCAGAACACAUGGCCACCCACCGUGAAGACAAUUUUCCAUGUGACAUAUGCAAUCGCACAUUUUCCUCUAAGAGUAGUCGAGCUGAGCAUCGAAAAAGACACGCUGAGUCAGGUGGUUGUCUCCCAUCUUUAAUUUCACCAGAGGAACAAAGAAAGUCUCCAUCUCUUUCUGACUGCUCCUUGACAAUUGCAAAAGAACUCAAAUAUCGCUGUGGAAUUUGUAAUGAGCGUUUCAAAGACCCAGAGGAGCUCUCAGAACAUGGUUGCAGGGAAGCCAAGGAACGACCAUAUUCAUGUCCAAACUGUAAUAAACAUUUCCUGCAUGCAUCUCACCUGAAAAAACACACGGCCACCCAUGAACAACAACAACUCAGUGUGUAUCACUGUAAUCAAUGCAACGAUACCUUUUCUUCCUCUCAGCAUUUCCUAAACCAUUUAAAGAAUCACGGUGACAAGAAUGGUGCAGCAGACACUGUGGAAAAUGACAGAGAAGAGCAUACAAAGGCUUUCAAAUGCCCAUUAUGCCAAGAGAAUUUUGCUAAUGCCACCGAACUGAUAAAGCAUUUCCCAGUGCAUUCUGAUGAUGCCCAUGAAUGCAAAAUUUGCAAACUGCAGUUUCUCUCUAAAAAUAAGCUUGAAGAACAUGAGCGUUGUCAUCUGACUGCAGCUACACAAUUUGAAUGCACUGAGUGCUCCCAAAGCUUUUUGGGAAGCGAUGCUUUCCGCCAGCAUCACUGCUCCCGUCGCCAGCAUGCAGCAGAAAGUGAAUAUCCAUCAAACAGAAAUUCCCCUGUCCCUUGUAGUCAGGCAGUGGCAGAGGAGGAAGAGGUUGAUGUUACUGGGGAGGACUUGUAUAAUUGCCCUGUUUGCGCAAAACGUUUCGCCUCUAAAAGUGGCCUCUUGGAGCAUCAAAAUAAAGAGCAUCCACAUGAAAAGCCAUUCAAAUGUGAGUUUUGUGGAAAAACAUUCACACUGAGGCGGUAUCUUAGGGACCAUGAGCGAAGACAUCGUCAAAAAAUUGACACUGAGAAGAAACAGUUUAAAUGUUCUCAGUGCCUCGUUACAUUAGACACACCACAAGAUCUGUCCUUGCAUAUGAGAAUGCAUGCUGAACGAGAAGUUGGAGAGCAUCGUUGUGAUAUGUGUUACAAGUCAUUCAGGCAGUUGUCCCUUCUUAGGCACCACCAAGAAAGUCACGUCGGGCAAGUUGUGUAUGAAUGCACAGAAUGUGACAAGGCCUUUGCUUUUCCUCACCUCCUGGAGGAACAUCAGCAGACUCAUGCAGGGUCAUCUGUGUAAUUGCUGCUUUCACUAAACCCUCUACCUUACAUUCCCCUCUCCCUCAUAAAUAUUCUGACUUAACUAACUUGAAACGAUCCGUUUAAUCGCUAGCUAAAUCUGAUUUGUAUUAUUUGUCCAUUACAAAAAUAGCGGUUCUUGAUUUGUUGUUACAACUAAGCAUAUUCUCAUUUAUAAACAGUUGUUAAUACUGUACAUAGUUUGAGUUCUUGAAAAGACAUUUGUAUACAAAAAAUCAAAUUUGAGCUGGAGUGUGCCAGAAAUCUUGUUUUGUGAUGUAGGUUGUAAUACUCCUGUGACCUCAAAUUGCAAAUGUGUAAAUGGUGUAAAGUUGUUAAAUUUUCUCUGUGCUGAAUACAAAGCAUGAUUGGUUAAAAUGUUUAAGAUGUGUCUUUGGUGAGGGAUCAGAUUUUUGAUGUAUUGGGUUCAGCUGACAGUUAUUUUGAAAUGGUUUGCAGUUGAUUUUGCUGACACUUAAAAUGUAAAAUAUAUACAUCAAAUGGGUAAUUUUAAACCAUUUUGUAUUUUCUGAAAUUCCUUUUCGAUUUUUCAUUUAAUGAAGACAGGAACAUGUUUAAAUUUUCAGUUAUAUAAUCUUGGUUCUGUAGUGAAAUUAAGAGACAUAGAUUUCAUUUUUUUAUGUAGACAUUUGAAGUCUCUUGUACAUUGAUAUUUCAAGUGUUUAAACUGGAUGAACUUUUCAUAACCUAAGGUAUUACCUUUAGUCUGAAAAUUCAGCUGAAGCAUACAAGAAAUAAAUAAGUCAACUGCAGAAUUUGA